Molecule: messenger RNA, 6393 nt
Organism: Orbicella faveolata
Lineage: Eukaryota; Metazoa; Cnidaria; Anthozoa; Scleractinia; Merulinidae
Product: lamin-B1.S-like
Cellular component (GO): cytoplasm; nuclear envelope
Source: RefSeq, a predicted model, not a curated record
UUGGGUGGCUGGCCACUCCCUUUUUGGAGGAGCAAGCUAGGCAAACAUUCUUGACAGGUACCUCAUCAUAAUUUCUACCUUCUGGUGUAACAGUUUUAAAUUUGGUUCCAAUUCUAAAAUUGCCACUAUUUGGGGGCUUGCCCCAUUGAUUCUGCAGCCCCGAUAAAAUUAUAUGAGCCACCUCCCCCACCCCCCACCUACUUGAAGAAUCCUGGAUCUGCCCCUACCGCGGAGUAUUUACUUAGUUUAGUUAACAGAAAUGCGUUAUUAUUGAUGCCUGAUAAACUCGUGUGCAAAGCUAAUUGUCUGGACUGCAACGCACCUUAGUCUCCCAUGCAGACGCUUAUAGCGCUCGUCACGCGUUCCUUCCCACGAACAUUAGCCUCGCAUGCAGACGCUCGUUCCCGAGCCCUAAGAGCGUCUGCGUGGGAGGCUAAACGCCCCUUGGAGACGGAUAUUUUGAAGUUUUCUCACUUCAUUGUUUUCAUUUCAAUUUACUUGUUUCAUAUGGAAAAUUAAGUUAUUACCCGAGCACAAUAACGUCACGCUUUGCUGACUAUGAAUUAAACUUUACACUCCACUCCACUGCCGUGAUCUGAUUGGUCAUGCAAAUAUUAAUCUAUGCCUGCAUAUGAAUAAUUCCCAUGUGCUUUAGCAGCUAUUGCCUGGAUACCGUUUUCGACGCUAACCCGCAACACGGGGUGAAAUAAUAUUGUUCGAUCGACUGCCAAUUAUUGUUCUCCAAGGAAACGACUCAGUCUGAAUCAUAGAGAAGUUUACCUUCGGAAACGCCAACUUUGCUUCAAGGUUGUACACUCCGAUAAGGCUAAAUUCCAUCACUUGUUAUUUUUGGAGAGGGGUGCGAAUAUUGGCCGGACAUUACUUCAUGGAGAAGAUCUGGUUUACUUAGCGACUCGAGAGCUUUAACCAUUUUGUUGCCAAGACACCAAAGGAUUAAAAGAUGACUUCGCGAAGUUCUCCGAUUCUCGCCCCUCGCUACAUGGAGAAAGAUUACCUUCAAAGUCUCAACGAUCGCUUUGCUUCGUACGUUUCUCGCGUGCGGCAAAUGCGUGAACAAAGCGGUCGAAUGGAAACCGGAAAUCUCGUCAACACGACCAAGAUUCUAGAAGACGAGAUCAUAGCUUUGAAAGGCAUGUACGAGCGACAACUUGAAGAGUUGAGAGACAAACUUGAGGUCAUGGCUCGCGAGAGAACGCAACAUCAAUUGGCUGCGGCGAAGAAUUCUGCCCUGGUGGCAGAGCUUCAAGACAAGCUGGGAGAAGAAACAAGUGCUCGGAAAAAGACAGAAAAUGCUCUAGCAGAUGCUCACCGCGUUAUUGCAGAAAAGGAGGCGCUGUUGCAAGAUGCACGAGUCACAACCACCCAGCACCAGAAUGCUCACAUGGAUACCAAACGAGACAGGGAUGGUCUGCAGUCUGCGCUGACACAGACACAGCAGGCAUUAGACGUGGAGGUGGCUGCAAGGGCUGAUCUGCAGACUCUAGCCAAUCAACUCAAAGAAAAGCUAAACUUUCAACAACAGCUUCAUGAGAAGGAGUUGCAUGAGAUGCGCUGCCGACUAGAUGAAGCUGAGAGGACAAUCUUGUUAGCUGAGGAGAGGUUGCAUGAGCAUAACAUCAUUGACGAAAAUUUGUCUGCCAUGCUGGCCAAAGUGAAACUGCACAGUGAGGUGGAGUUACGACGGUUUAAAGAAGAGGCAGAGAUCUCAUAUCACAAUGGGGUGAAUCAGAUAAGAAUGCAACUGGAUAAUGAAUCUCGAAACCUUGCAGCAGCUACAGAUGAUAAUAUUCACCUGAAAGCUCAAGUUGAAGCAUUGAACUCCAAAAAUAUCAAUCUUGAGGCUAAGUGUUCCAGUUUGGAAGCACAAAAUGCUGGCCUGAUUCAGUCACUGGAGAUGGAACGUCAGCAGGCAACAAACACCAUAAAGAACCUUGAGGCCAAGUUGCGAGAGCUUCAAGAGGCCCUGAUGGCAAAAGUGCGAGAGUUGGGUCUAGCGUACAAUGCUCACCUUCCUCUAGAUCUAGAACUGGAUGCAUUUGCUACUUUGUUGGAGGCAGAGGAAAGAAGACUGAAUCUAGCCAUGGAAAGCAAACUUAAUACGACACCAGUACGUUCCCACACCUGGCAUGCUACCCCUACAGAGAAAGUUGUCAUCCCAGCAACCAAACGUCCUGCCACCACCUUGGGAAUUGCUCAUUCUCCAGCAACUACAAGCACUGCAGUACUACGAAGACCCAAGACUAUCUCAGGUACCUUAGCUGGCACUAAAGUUAAGCCUGUAGUCCAUCCGAUAACCACCAGUAGUCCAUAUCGGCACACCUGGUCCUAUGUACCAAACUUUGUGGAUUACCACAGCCCUACAUCAAGUCAUACAGGAAACGUUCGUAUCUUGGAGGUUAAUCCCGAUGGCAAUUAUGUCAGAGUCUUCAACACUUCCAGCUUCAAAGAUGAAGAGAUUGGUGGGUUUAUGAUUCAACAGAAUGUCGCUGGAAGGCCUGUGACAGUCUUCCGUUUUCCUCCGAGAACUCGCCUAAAGGCUCUGUCACAUGCAACUGUGUGGUCAGCAGCAAGUUUGUCGAGACACAAUCCUCCAUCAGACUUCCUGUGGAAAGAUCAGCACAAAUGGGGGACUGGACCAGAGUGUACCACAAUCCUCUGCAAGCCGAAUGGACAGGCUGUAGCAUGGACCACUGCCGCUUAUCCAUUCGGUGUGCCCAACCAAAUUCCCACACGAGACACAGGUCCAACUGUCUUGCCAGAGACUGGUUUAGACAAAGGGCCUGUCACGGAAAGGACUUCCCCUCGCUCUCCAAGGUUUAAAGCCCCCGACCCUGUGCCAAGAGAGAUAGAAGGCAAACCUUUCUCUAACCCCCCAACUGACCCUCUUCAUCCACACACUGUUCAACCCAGGACCAAGACUGGCGGCCAUGAUGCCAUGAGUAUGCACCCUCAGGCGAGAUCGCAGACAGAAAGGCCGGACCCUUCUGGGGCCAGUCGAACUGGAGGUGCUCCCCUAAGAAGGUUUACAGGGACGUCUCUACCGAAUUGCAAGAGCUCAGCGCCAAAGAAUGGCCAGGGAGGAUCCAUACGUGUUUUACCAGCAACAGACUUCAGUUCACCGUCACAAAAACAUGAAGACAGACUCAGCCAAUUAAGCAGUCAGCAGAAAGUUGAGUUCGCGCCGCCAAUGCCACGACCGUAUGUCAUAACGCACACAUGAUUUAGAAGUACGCACAUUCACAAGAAACAUUCAGAAUGAGAGGGACUACAAAUGAUGUCACUUUAAUGAUGUCUCUGAGUCCAUGAACAUUACUAACCUGGAGAUUUGGUACAACCUUAACAUUUGUUCCUUUGUUCACUCCACCCGUGGAUGGAGCAUGUAAAUAACUGGCCUCGGUACGGAUAAAGUGCACGCCAAUACCAAUGUUAUCCCAGUUAGUGAUGCAUAGAUGAGCCAUGUCAGGAUUUCGUUUUUACAGUGCUUGCCACUUGACAAUCAUUUUUGUUAAUUUUUUGCGCUUUUCUCGUGGCUUCUUUACUUGAUUUGGCAAUGAAAAUGCAAUCAGUGAGGGUGGCAGAGUUGUCAACUGUCAGAGAGCGCAUUUCAAAAUUGGCAACUCCGUCUCUGACAGUUCUUGCGCAGUGAUUGACCAGUCAAAAAGACACCAGAAUGCUAUCAAUAGCACCAGCAGUAGCAACAGCACGGUAAGGUUCUACAGAGCUUCCAACUGAAGUGAAAUUCAUUUUCUGCAAUGUAAAUAGACCCUUAUCGCUGGUAUAGCUGGCAUAAUAUGACAGUGAAGUUAUCUUUUAUAUUAUAUAGAACCAUUAUCGUGCCUGUUAGUCGUUGCAAAUCGGCAGAAUUUCUGACUCUAAGUUGAUAGCAUCCUACGCUGACGCUAUUUGGACUCUCUGCGGAGGAGUGCGUCAAAAGCCGCAAGAAUUUCUGGGUAGUUGACUACCAGGCAGACAGCAAACUCCAUUUCAUAGUACGUUACACUAACUGGGAAACAAGUAUCAAAUAAUUGCACGUCAAACACUGUAAGAUCCUGGGUAAGCAAAAGUUUUCCAGGACCCCUGUCGGUUUGAAAUUGAAUUUUUUUAUAAGCACAUUUUCAAUUCUGAAUAAUUGUAGACCUUUUUAAGAAUUUUAAUAUCACGAAUGUACGACGUCUUCAAAUGUACUUUGGAAAGAAGAUAUCUAAUGUUGAAUGAAUAAUUUUGGUCGGGGAGGCAAGUGACGUUUUAGACAAAUUUGGAAGUUCGGAUUAUCUUCAACCAAUCAGCUACCUCGUGCCCAGGCUCCGUUGCAAUUUGUCGGUGAAGCGUGUUUCGCCAGACUCCAAGGAGGGACGCAAGGGACAAGGUAGACCAAUCAGGAAUAAUCAUAGCUGUUAUACAGCUAAGCCUGCGUUACAUACUUUUGUAAGCUAAGAAGGCACAGGAACGAGAUUUAAGGGUCGCACUUCGCACACGUUCAAUACAAUGUAGCCCGACUCUGUCGCGUCGGUUGUGCGUCUAACCGACGAGUACUAUAGUAACGGCCAAACAGUGUAAGUUGAGCGUUGGGCGCGUAGGGAGGAACUUGUUUCCCAGGCUGUAUUUGCAUGGUGUGAAUGCGUGACUUGAAUUGUACUAAAAAAAAAAAAAUAGUUUCUGAAAUAAAAUUACACUAAUGCUGUUGUUUGAAUUGUGCUCAUUUUCAUGUCGCCUGUUAACGGGCUCCGACUGGAAGGGUCUGACUAGGAACUGACUGAGACGGAGGGAUAGAGAACGCUCGGGUUUCAGAUUAUGCAAAUGUUUUCGUCCUGUGGACGUUGCUCUUUUACUUCUCAGGUUUUGACUGUGAAUUUGUUUUGAUUAAGUCACUGGAACGAUCUCAGUUCCCCCACCCCGCCUUAUUUUUUUUAUUUUUUCAUUUUUUUUAUUUUUUAUUUUUUAUUUUAUUUUAUUAUUUUUUUUUUUUUCAUACGCUUUAUGUUGUUUAAGUCACCCUUACAGGACGAUUAUCUCCACGAGUAGCUCGCGUGCGGGAUAGAUUGACGUGUCAGCAAGGUCAAUACAGUUACUCUUUCGCUGCAUUACUCUUAUUCCAUAAAAGAAACGAGGUCAUUACUUUCUCUCCUUAUCACAUAUAUAUAUAUUUCAUUUCAUUUCAUUCAUUUCAUUCAUAUAUCUACAAAAAUCAGUAGGUUUACAAUUCAAAAUGUAAUCUCGCACAAUAAUUCCUAUAUCUCAAGCAAGUAUAAUAAAUCUGUUUAAACUCGUUCCAACGUAUUUUAUUAUUUCUUUUUUUAAUGAUCGAACUUAGUAACUAAGCUGGAACACAAGUAACGAUUAUCGAGGAGCAUCACCCACAACAAAUAUACUUAAAAGUCAUGCGUUUUCUUUGGUUUUGCACUGCUACGCUUAGUGAUCGACUUUGAAAAUUCUCGCGCCAAAUUCUCAGCUAAUCAGAAGUCAAACCAAAACCAAUCGUAACUCGCUCACGCACAUGUUUUCCCGCGCUUUGCAGCGGCCACCUAUAUUUACUUUGAUCCCUGAUUGGUUCGCUGGAUAUUCUGUGUCCUUUUGUAAUUGGCCAGAUUAAUUUUGAUUUUCAAUUAAAAGCCGCCCUGACAUAGAGUGGAGAAGUAUCUAGGAAAGUAUACUCUUUUCACGUAAAGACCAAGCCCUGCUGUAAAUUCAUAAUAACAAUAACAAUAACAAUAACAAUAACAAUAACAAUAACAAUAACAAUAAUAAUAAUACGAAUACUAAUACUAAUACCAAUAAUAAUAUAAUAAUAAUAGUAGUAGUAAUUUUUUUAAAUAAACUUUGUUGACUACUUUUUCGUACAAACUUGAAUCUUACAUGUAUCUGGUAAAAAGUAAAUAACACAUAUUAAAACAUAGUAAAAAGAAAAUAACACAUAUUAAAACAUAGUAAAAAGAAAAUAACACAUAUUAUACUAGCCUCAGCUACAGUUCGCUCCAUGAAGGAAACUAAGAGUUUUGGCGCUAUUUAAAAGUUUUACACUGUACUGUGACGCUUAAAAUUUCGGAAGCUUAAAAAUUUCGGACGGUUUUAUUUUGGGGCAUUUUUUGUCCGAAAUUAAAAUUGUCCGAUAAUUUUGGCAAGUAAUGUAACAAGUUUAGGUUUGGGGGCCAACAUUCCAAAAAGAAAGUGAACCUAGGCAACACUUCCAAUUUGCCUGUUCUAGAAUAUUUUCCUGUAACGAAAAAAAGGAGUAAACAUAAAGCAAAAUUAAAAUAGGAUGGAACAGGCUCCCUGUCAACCUUUGCCUUAUUUGCUUUUUUUACGUUUUUUCUUCUUAUGCUCCUCUGUUCUCGUUUCUUCUGAGGUUUCUGGGGCAGUCUUCAGAGGAGGCAA